GAAGGUAUGUGCCGCGGCGCAGUUUGUUUCGCUAGUAAUCAGCAGUAAAAGUGGUCACGUUGGUUAUCAGUGAAACUUGUCUGGAUAGGUGCGAAUGUGAAUGAAUUCUCGCGAAGUGUUAUUGUUUUAAUAAAUUAUUAUUUUGCUAAUUUUAUGACAUAGCUAUGGCUAAUUUGAAGCAUGCCUACGGUGGAAUUGAAGGUGGUAGCACGAAAACAAUUUGUCAUUUGGUGAACGAAAGAGGAGAAUCGUUAGUUGAAUGCAUCGGAGGUAGUUCAAAUCUAUGGAAUAUUGGUUUCGAUGAAACUUGCAAAAUGUUGAACUCGUUGGUCAACGAAGCCAAGGAGAAGGCGAAAAUACCAAUUAAUCAACCUUUACGUUCACUGGGUCUCGGCUUAAGCGGAUUGGAAACCAAAGAAAUAAUAGAAAAAUUGGAAUCUGGUUUGAGAGAAAAAUAUCCCCUACUAAGUGAGAACUAUUACAUCGGUAGCGAUACAAAACCUCCUUUGGCUAUGUUGAAUAACGAAGAACAAGGUGGAAUUGUUCUCAUAUCAGGCACCGGUUCUAAUUGUUUACUUAUAAAUCCCGAUUCGAGUGAAAUACAAUGUGGUGGUUACGGCGAACGACUGGCGGAUGAAGGGAGUGCAUACUGGUUGGCUCAUGAAUGUAUCAAGAUAUGUUUAGAUGAACAAUUCAGAUUGAGUAAACCACCUCAUGGAUAUUCAAUCGAGAAAUCUUGGAAAGCAAUUCAGAAUUUUUUCAAUAUUUGUAGCAUGGCUGAUUUAGUGCCUUUAUUUUAUGAAAACUUCGAUAAAAUGAGAAUCGCUAGUUUUUGCAUUGAAAUUAGCAAAAUGGCUCGUGAAGGUGAUCCUUUAAGUAUUUACUUGAUGGAGCUCAGCGGUACUUAUCUUGCUAAAUACAUACAAGCAGUUUAUAACCAAGCUGAUGAGUGUUUAAAAACUUGUUCAGACGGACUCCGCAUUGUCUGCGUAGGAUCUGUAUGGAAAAGUUGGGAUUUAUUGAAGAAAGGAUUCGAAGAACAGUUGGAAAACAAAACAGAAUUCGCUGUCGUUGAUAAAAUCAGUUUAAUGUUUAUGAAAAAAUCUCCCGCCAUAGGAGCUGCCUAUUUAGGUGCUCGCGUUAUCGGCGUUGAAUUGAGUUCUUCUUUCGACGAUAAUUAUUCCAUUUUUUAUCGUUAUAUUAGGUCGAAAAGGGUUUAAUUCUUAAAACGCCUUAUUUUUGUGCCGACGAUAUUGUUUUUAUAAUUUUCCUACCAUGAUUUUUAAAAAGGGUUUUAUUUUAUAUUAUAAUUUUAGUAGGUAUAUUAUUUAUCCGUAAGAUUUUGUACGAAAAUUCGUAUUAAAUUGAAUUACUGUGAUAUAUAGAAAAACUAGUGCAAUUUUUAUGUAUCUAUAAGGUCUCAACGCAAUAGCGAUUAUCUUCGUGUUCUUUUAUCGCAGAAAAAAUACUGCAAAACUCGUAACAAGUCAAGGUUUUGUGGAAUUGUUGAUGUUUUUUUACACGUGUUUCUUUUUUUUUCAAUUAAAUUGAGAAUUUCCAGUACCCAUUCAUGAUGUUCGUAGUUCGUACCUAAUACUCCAUGUUUUAUUAUGUUGUUUAUAUCGAUGCAUACAUAAUUAAUUAAAAACUAUAUCGUUUCA
Molecule: messenger RNA, 1661 nt
Organism: Planococcus citri (citrus mealybug)
Lineage: Eukaryota; Metazoa; Arthropoda; Insecta; Hemiptera; Pseudococcidae
Product: N-acetyl-D-glucosamine kinase-like
Exons: 8
Coding region: 165-1220 (351 amino acids)
Molecular function (GO): N-acetylglucosamine kinase activity
Source: RefSeq, a predicted model, not a curated record